GCAUGACGACGUAUCUCCGCGUCAAGCUAAGUAGCUAGCUGAAUGACGGCUACGAUUACUCGAAGGAGUGGGGCUAACGUCAACUCAUCCGUUACCGGGCCAAUCGACAACUGAAACACAGAGACAGCUGGGUCUCUCUCCCUCAGUGACCACAGUUUGAGCCACCCUCGCCAUGACGGACAACAAGCGUCUCGCCUUCUCCAUCCUCCAGUUCCUCCAUGACCAGCUACAGUCAGGGAAUCUGACCUCAGGCGCCCAGGAGAGUCUGGAAGUUGCUGUUCAGUGUUUGGAGACGGCGUAUGAAAUCUCGACUGAUGACCAGACCCUCGCCGUCCCCAUGACGUUACCGGAGAUCUUUGCCUCAGCCACAGACAAGUUUCCAACUGAGUUGCAGGUCAACAACAACUCUGCUUCUCCACCACCUCUGAACUCCCUCACAGAGGAACAGAGAGACGAGGCAGAGACGCUCAAAACCGACGGUAACGACCAAAUGAAAGUGGAGAACUUUGCGGCCGCUGUUGAGUUUUACUCAAAGGCCAUUGCCAUGAACCCUCAGAACGCCGUCUAUUACUGCAACAGGGCCGCAGCGUACAGCAAACUAGGGAACUAUGCCGGAGCGGUGCAGGACUGUGAACAGGCCAUCGGCAUCGACCCAAACUACAGCAAAGCCUACGGGAGGAUGGGUUUGGCUCUGGCCAGCCUUAACAAACACACAGAAGCAGCAACUUUCUACAAGAAAGCUCUGGAGCUCGACCCCGACAACGACACGUACAAAACCAAUCUGAAGAUUGCAGAGGAGAAGAUAGAAACGUCCAGUCCAACAGCAGGGAUGGGUGGAGUAGAUCUGGCCGGUCUGCUCAGUAACCCCGGCUUCAUGAACAUGGCAUCCUCUCUGAUGACGAAUCCACAGGUUCAGCAGAUGAUGUCGGGGAUGAUGUCAGGAGCAUACGGCGGGGUGCCCGGAGGAGGAGCAGGACUAGGCGGACUAGGAGCAGGACUAGGAGCAGGACUAGGCGGGCAAGGAGCAGGACUAGGCGGACUAGGAGCAGGGCAAGUAGGUGGAGGACUAGGAGCAGGGCAAGGCGGAGGUGGACCAGGCGGAGGACUAGGAGGAAGUGCGGCGCCCACUGGAACCUCCGCUGGAGCACCCGCUGGAGCACCCGCUGGAGCCGGAGAUUUAUCAGGACUAAUCCAGGCAGGUCAGCAGUUUGCUCAGCAGAUGCAGCAGCAGAACCCCGAACUCAUCGAACAGCUGAGGAGUCAAAUCCGCAACCGAACGCCCAGCGCUGGAAACGAGGAACAGCCGUGACACUCGAACACCGUUGGACAGGCGUGCGUGUGGAUGAGAAGAGCUGAUAUGGAUCAUUUAGAAGGACUAAAAGGAGGUUUUUGUUAUUUUUUGUGUUUCCCCCCAUCAUGAAUAAUUCCUGCACGAGGGAACGAGGAGCAACAACCGCUUCAUUCAAGAGCCACGUCACCAAAAAACACCCUCUUCCUGUGGCUCUGUGUGGUUUUUAUGAAGAAGAUUUUGACAUUUAACACUUAAGUGUCAAACACAGAUUCAUUCUAAUAAACAAAUACUGCUCUAA
Pseudoliparis swirei is the source of this 1589-nucleotide messenger RNA. It is a transcript of the gene sgta, whose product is annotated as small glutamine rich tetratricopeptide repeat co-chaperone alpha. Gene Ontology annotation, biological process: post-translational protein targeting to endoplasmic reticulum membrane. The coding region runs from base 173 to 1309 and encodes 378 amino acids. Lineage: Eukaryota; Metazoa; Chordata; Actinopteri; Perciformes; Liparidae. Gene Ontology annotation, cellular component: membrane; TRC complex. Gene Ontology annotation, molecular function: protein binding; molecular adaptor activity. The record is from RefSeq and is a predicted model, not a curated record. The transcript has 12 exons.